Molecule: messenger RNA, 1377 nt
Organism: Elgaria multicarinata webbii
Lineage: Eukaryota; Metazoa; Chordata; Lepidosauria; Squamata; Anguidae
Gene: FAM3B
Product: FAM3 metabolism regulating signaling molecule B
Exons: 8
Coding region: 128-844 (238 amino acids)
Biological process (GO): insulin secretion
Source: RefSeq, a predicted model, not a curated record
UCCACCGGCACUAGGAGCGGAGUGCCAAAGGGCGACCCAGGCGAUUUCCUUGCUCGCCGUUGCCCACAGAGAAACGGGGGCGAAAGCGGGAAGGGGCGUCAGGUGCACUUAGCGAGAUACGCCAACGAUGAUCAUGAGAACGGGCUGCAACAAAUUUAUGAAGUUAGGAGGUUUUAUCUUGGCAUCAGUCUGUGCCUGGUACUUGGGAUCCAUAUUGGCAUAUAUGAUACCUGAAGACUCACUGAUAUCAACUUUUGACAAUUUUCAGAACCUUGCAGAAAAACCAAAAAUUAAAGCGCCACUCCCCAAAAGGCUGAAAUGUGACCACUGGUCUCCAUGUCGGCCUGGAAGCUAUGCUUUUCGCAUACUCAGUGGUGGCGGCAGAGAGAGGCUUGCAAAAAUCUGUUUUGAAGAUGAGCUACUCAUAAGUGAAGGGAAAAAAAAUGUUGGAAGAGGAAUCAAUGUCGCCAUUGUGAACUAUGACACUGGGAAACUCAUUGCUACAAAAUAUUUUGACCUGUGGGAAGGAGAAUACUCUGGAGCAAUGACUGAUUUUGUCAAAAAGGCCCCCCACAGAUCACUACUCCUUAUGGUGACCCAUGAUGAUGGAAGCAAGAGAUUGAAGGAGGAUGGGAAGAAGGCAAUAGCAGAACUCGGAAGUAAAGAAAUACAGAACUUGAGAUUCAGGUCAAGCUGGGUCUUUCUAGCUGCAAAAGGUUUUAAACUGCCAGAAGACAUAGAAAGGGAAAAGAUCAACCAUUCUGACCAGAGUAAGAACCGAUAUAACGGCUGGCCAGCAGAAAUCCAGAUAGAAGGCUGUAUUCCAAAAGACCUAACAAGCUGAAUUCUACAAUUAAAUUAUUUCGGCGAAGUAGCUCAUGCCAUUUCCACCACAUCACUCAUAAGGAAUUGUUUGCCAUAGGUUGGAAAGGGGUAAAAUGUUCAUGAUUUUACUUUAGGCAAAAUUAGUUUGAGACAUCAAGUCCAGUGGCACAGUAGUCUGUAGUCAGUUCUUCUCAUUUAUGGAACAUGAGUAAUUAGAGAGAUGUUUUUUUGUUAAAGUUUUAUACUGUGUACUAGGAAGAAUCAGUUGUUUUUACCUGUCACAGGAUUAUUGCAAGCAGGAAAAUGCCCUACAUGUGUGUUUGUGUAUUAUCACGGUUCUGUGAGAGUACUUGAUACAGCUGAAAAACCAAAUCUAACAAACAAAGAUUAAAUUGGGAAUGAAGCCUAUAAAAUAAUCCUGGGCUCAUCUCCUUACUGCCCCUUUCCUUCCUUUCACUAAAACACUUUUCAUCCAAAUGUAGUCAUGAAGCUAGUAGUUUCAUGGUUCCUGACUUUAUACUUGAAUGUUCUAAGUAUUUAUUAUGUUGAUUA